AUGUUCACAAUACACUUGGAUGACAUUCCUGUCUUCGUUAGAGGUAUUCGAGAGCACAACACCAAACUGAGAUUGGAUUCAGAGUCACAUCUGCGUCUCGUAGACAGUCCAGCACCAAAGAAAUGCCUGUUGUUGCGACACCCAGUCAACGGUCUGAGAUGUACUGUCUUGAUAGACGGGAUAGCACUUACUAAAAUCCGCACAAAGCAAGUGAGUGCCUGGCUAACACCAACCACUCAUACGGAACUUCGCGGUUUUGUAGACCUGUCAGGUUGUUGUAGGCGUUGGAUUGAACGCUUUGCCAAGAUCGAGCGCUUUUUGCCGCAACUAAUGGAAAAGCAGGUAAUGGAAUAA
Molecule: messenger RNA, 354 nt
Organism: Echinococcus granulosus
Lineage: Eukaryota; Metazoa; Platyhelminthes; Cestoda; Cyclophyllidea; Taeniidae
Product: Retrovirus-related Pol polyprotein
Exons: 1
Coding region: 1-354 (117 amino acids)
Source: RefSeq, a predicted model, not a curated record